Messenger RNA from Erythranthe guttata (spotted monkey flower), 2365 nucleotides. Its product is annotated as putative E3 ubiquitin-protein ligase ARI2. The record is from RefSeq and is a predicted model, not a curated record. NCBI's taxonomy places the organism in Eukaryota, Viridiplantae, Streptophyta, Magnoliopsida, Lamiales, Phrymaceae. Gene Ontology annotation, biological process: protein ubiquitination. Gene Ontology annotation, molecular function: ubiquitin-protein transferase activity; zinc ion binding.
AAACCAUGUAUGCAUUAAUAAUUACCAAACUAAAACUCCUUGGUUUUCUCAAAAAAUAAAUAAAAUAAAAUAAAGAAAUAAAAGGAAACAGAAACUCCUUGGUAUAUUAGACUUAGUACAAUCAAACACGAAACUAUAUAAAGCAAUUUCGUUGAGCUAAAUCAGCGUAAACCCCAAUCGUAAAGCACAAAACCCCUUUCUCCAAUUUCUCCCUUCUCUCUCUCUCUCUAUUUACUAGCAGAGAUCAAAAGGAGAUUAUUUAUUAUAAUUAUUAUUUUUUGGUUAAUCAAUGGAGGAGGAUGAUUACGAUUACGGGUUUUGCAGCGAUGAUGAAGAAUUUGAUGAUCGAGUUGAUGAAGACGAAGGUGCCCAAUCGUUUGCGGAAGUUGAUGGUGACUGUCAAUUUUCUCUCUCCAAUGGCGGCUGUUGCAAGGUAAUCAGAAAGGAGUCGCUUUUGGCCGCGCAGAAGGGCGACGUGCAAAGAGUGAUGAACUUUCUUUCGGUAAAGGAACACCACGCGCGGACUUUGCUUAUUCAUUACCGGUGGGAUGUUGAUAAGGUCUGCACGGUUUUCGUCGAGAAGGGGAAAGAACAGCUGUACGCAGAAGCUGGAGUGUUGGCUAUUGAAGGCGGUAACAUAAGUUCGUCUCACUGUUCUACGGAAAGAACAUGUCUGAUUUGCUUCGACGAAUUUCAUGCUGACAAGAUGACAACCAUGGACUGUGGCCAUUGUUUCUGCGACGAGUGUUGGACGGAGCACUUUAUAGUGAAAACCAACGAGGGGCAGAGCAGGCGAAUCACGUGCAUGGCGGACAAGUGCUACACAAUCUGCGACGAAGGAAGCAUCAGGAACCUGUUGAGUGCGCGGGACCCACAAUUGGCGCAGAAGUUCGAUCGAGUCCUCUUGGAAUCUUACAUCGAGGAUAAUAAGUCGGUGCAGUGGUGCCCCAGCGUUCCUCACUGCGGGAACGCCAUCCGAGCUGACAAGGACGAGAUUUGCGAGGUCGAAUGUGCUUGCGGCCUGCAGUUUUGUUUUGGCUGUUCGUCUGAAGCACACUCGCCUUGUUCGUGUAAGAUGUGGGAGUCUUGGACGAGAAAAUGCAGCGACGAAUCGGAGACUGUUAAUUGGAUGCAAGUGAACACGAAAUUCUGCCCCAAAUGUCAUAAGCCAGUGGAGAAAAACGGAGGGUGUAAUCUGGUCUACUGUGUUUGUAAACAAGCCUUUUGUUGGUUAUGUGGUGGGGCUACUGGUACAAAGCACACUUGGACAAGCAUCGAAGGCCACGAGUGUGGGCGGUAUUCAGAGAAACAAGUUAAGGAAACCGAGUCUGCAAGAAACUCACUGUGGCGCUACACUCACUAUUACCAACGCUACAAAGCCCACAUGGAUUCUUUGAAGGCCGAGAAAAACGGCAGAGAGGAAUUACAGAAGAAGAUUAGCGCUUUAGAAUCCAGAAAAUUGGAAUCUAAGUAUUAUUUUUGGGUCUCAGAAGCAUCGUCUAGGCUCACGAGAUCGCGGCAGAUUCUGUGCAACAGUUACCCGUUUGCUUACUAUAUGUUUGGCGAUGAGCUAUUUCAGAUGACCUCAGACGAAAGGACGAUAAAUCAGAAUCUGUUUGAGAAUCAACAACAACAACUCGAGACGAAUGUUGAAAGACUGUCGAUGGCUUUGGAAGAUCCUUUUGACGAAUACGAUGACGAAGAUGUUUUGGAAGCAAGACUUAAAGCCGUCAAUCUCGGUUCAACUGUUGACGUCCUUUGCAAAAAACUGUACGAAUGCAUCGAAAAUGAAUUACUCGAGGGAGUUGGUGCUGAUAAGCAGGCAAUUCAUAAAAUCGCACCUUAUAAUUCAAAUGGUGUAGAGAAAGCUUCGGAAAUCGGCAUUUGAAAACUGGUACUUUUUCCCUUUCUUGCAGAUAUCUAUAAUAUUAAGCACUCUUAUUUCAUGUAAUAUAUAUGUUUUAACUAGAAAUAACAAAUUUGACAGAUUUUGCAUAUAUAGUAAAUAGUCAUUUUAUUUAUAUCCUAACAACCGGGAGCAGCAGAGGACGAUGAUUUAACAACAAGGCGACCUAACAAAUUUUGCAGUUAUCGGAAAUAGUAUAUGUAUACUCUUGCUUAGCGUAUUCAGAUUAUCCUUAUCUAUUUUUUUUCGUAGAUGCAGAGAUUAUUUUCUUAGAAUUGUUCGUAAACUAAUUGUGACGAGCUAGAUAUGUUUUAUAUAACCGAUUCGCUUCUUUUUCAGUUGAGGUUGUGACAAUAGGUUUUUGUUAUGAUUUUUUUUUUCUUCUCUUUUUUCUUUGUGUAAUUAUCAAGUAUAGUUACACCAUUAGUACUUUAAUGGCGGAAGUCAAUUUUGUUGUUC